Talpa occidentalis (Iberian mole) is the source of this 4131-nucleotide messenger RNA. RefSeq names its product regulatory factor X2 (gene RFX2). The record is from RefSeq and is a predicted model, not a curated record. The transcript is spliced from 18 exons. The coding region runs from base 247 to 2430 and encodes 727 amino acids. NCBI's taxonomy places the organism in Eukaryota, Metazoa, Chordata, Mammalia, Eulipotyphla, Talpidae. Gene Ontology annotation, biological process: regulation of transcription by RNA polymerase II. Gene Ontology annotation, molecular function: DNA-binding transcription factor activity, RNA polymerase II-specific; RNA polymerase II cis-regulatory region sequence-specific DNA binding. Gene Ontology annotation, cellular component: nucleus.
CAUAACAUCAGGGUUUGGAACAACUAGUUCUCUUGAGACUAUCGUGGGCUUGCUGUUUCUUGUUCACAGGGAAGAAGUUAAUUGCUUUCUUGGUGCCAGUGAACCUUGGUGCCAUCUGGAUGCCCCCAGGUAUCAGGAGUGGAUAACCUGAUGGCCUGAGGAGAACAUCUGUAUCUCCCCAAAGUAAAAGGCCCUGUGACUUCCCAAAGUGGAUGUUAAUUAGCCAGUCAGAACACAGAGCUGAGCAUGCAGAAUUCGGAGGGUGGAUCGGACUCGCCAGCUUCUGUGGCUUUGUGUCCCUCGGCAGCAGCCCAGGCACCCGUGGCCCAGCCUGUGCCAGCCUCCCCACAGAGAGUGCUGGUCCAGGCAGCGGGGUCGGCUCCCAAAGGGGCCCAGAUGCAGCCAAUCUCCCUCCCCAGGGUCCAGCAGGUGCCACAGCAGGUCCAGCCCGUGCAGCACGUGUACCCCCCUCAAGUACAGUAUGUGGAAGGGGGCGACGCCGUCUACACAAAUGGAGCCUUACGGACGGCCUACACCUACAACCCCGAGCCUCAGAUGUAUGCCCCCAGCAGCGCAGCUUCUUACUUUGAGGCCCCGGGCAAUGCCCAGGUGACUGUGGCAGGCUCCUCCCCACCCGCAGUCCCCUCCCACAGCAUGGUGGGCAUCACCAUGGAUGUUGGAGGGAGCCCCAUCGUCUCCAGCGCUGGAGCCUAUCUCAUCCACGGGGGGAUGGACAGCACCAGACACUCCCUGGCCCACACUUCCCGGUCAUCACCAGCUACGCUUGAAAUGGCGAUUGAAAACCUCCAAAAAAGCGAAGGGAUCACAUCACACAAAAGCGGUUUACUCAACAGCCAUCUCCAGUGGCUGUUAGAUAAUUACGAAACUGCUGAAGGCGUGAGUCUCCCCAGAAGCUCUCUUUACAACCAUUACCUUCGGCACUGCCAGGAGCACAAGCUGGACCCCGUGAAUGCCGCCUCCUUUGGGAAGCUGAUCCGCUCCGUGUUCAUGGGCCUGAGGACACGGCGCCUGGGCACCAGGGGCAACUCGAAGUAUCAUUACUAUGGGAUCCGUCUGAAGCCAGACUCCCCCCUGAACCGGCUGCAGGAGGACACGCAGUACAUGGCCAUGCGGCAGCAGCCCAUGCACCAGAAGCCCAGGUACCGGCCAGCCCAGAAGACGGACAGCCUUGGGGACAGUGGCUCUCACAGCAGCCCACACAGCACGCCUGAGCAGGCCAUGGCCGCCCAGAGCCAGCACCACCAGCAAUACAUAGAUGUCUCCCACGUCUUCCCGGAGUUCCCGGCACCUGACCUGGGCGGCGUCUUGCUGCAGGAGACCAUCACGCUGCACGACGUCAAGGCCCUGCAGCUGGUCUACCGGCGGCAUUGCGAGGCAACUUUAGAUGUCGUGAUGAACCUCCAGUUUCACUACAUUGAGAAGCUAUGGCUUUCCUUCUGGAAUUCCAAAGUCUCAGCCAGUGACCACCCUGCCUCUCUGUCUGCCAGCGACGAAGAACCAGAAGGCACCAUCCUCCCGAAGGACAAGCUGGUCUCUCUGUGCAAAUGUGACCCCAUUCUCAAGUGGAUGAGGAACUGCGACCACAUCCUGUACCAGGCCCUGGUCGAAAUCCUCAUCCCUGACGUGCUGCGUCCUGUGCCCAGUACCUUGACACAGGCCAUCCGUAAUUUUGCCAAGAGUUUGGAAGGCUGGCUGACAAAUGCCAUGAGCGACUUCCCACAACAGGUCAUCCAGACCAAGGUCGGUGUGGUCAGUGCCUUUGCCCAGACACUACGGAGAUACACGUCCCUUAACCACCUGGCCCAGGCAGCCCGGGCCGUGCUCCAGAACACGUCCCAGAUCAACCAGAUGCUCAGCGACCUCAACCGCGUGGAUUUCGCCAACGUGCAGGAACAAGCCUCAUGGGUGUGCCAGUGCGAGGAGAGUGUGGUGCAGCGACUAGAGCAGGACUUCAAGCUGACCCUGCAGCAGCAGAGCUCCCUGGACCAGUGGGCCAGUUGGCUGGACAAUGUGGUCACCCAGGUCCUGAAGCAGCACGCAGGCAGCCCCAGCUUCCCCAAGGCUGCCCGGCAGUUCCUGCUGAAAUGGUCUUUUUACAGCUCCAUGGUGAUCCGGGACCUCACCCUGCGCAGCGCCGCCAGCUUCGGCUCCUUUCACUUGAUCCGCCUGCUGUACGACGAGUACAUGUUCUACCUGGUGGAGCAUCGCGUCGCCGAGGCAACCGGAGAGACGCCAAUCGCUGUGAUGGGAGAGUUCAACGAUCUGGCCUCGCUGUCACUGACGCUUCUUGACAAAGACGACAUCAGCGAAGACCGAACCAGCGAGGCCGACUCUGAUGCCCGAAGCCUGGGUGAACCUCUGGUGAAGCGGGAGCGCAGCGAGCCUAACCACUCCCUGCAGGGCAUCUAGCACGCCUGGAGCCCCAUGCGGGGGUGCCUGUUGGACGAUGUGGCCUUCACCCUGACUCACAGGGGCCCCGGGCAGUGCCCUUCAAGGACACUAUAACUCUCAAGAAGAAACACAGUUGUCAAACACACAAAGGUGCCGUUGGGCCCCCCGAGCGCCUGGGUGCCCAGAUCUCUUCCCUUCUGAAUUUUCUCAUUCUCUCCUCUGCUGGAAUUGUGAACUGUACUUGAGGGGACCCUUCCAAGGGGCUGAGCAAAUCAUUACCUCCACUUUUGGCUUCUCCUCCAUUUAGCUGAUCCCAGUUUUCACCAUGAUUUCUAAAGGGUCAGUCAGAUCCCAGGAAGGAAGGGAUGCCCCCUGCUGUUGGCAGACCAAGCUGACUGGCAUCCAAGGAGCUUUGGAAACGCAAAGCAGAACCUAGGCCUGAUGCCUCUGUGGAGUGAAGCCCCCACCCCACCAUGUCCCGGCUCUGCGUCCCCCAGCUCGUGGGCCUGGAAGGCCACCUGCCCUGCGGGAGUCCCGGCUCUAAACGCCAAAGUCCUCCAGAAGCAGCUGCCAAACACAUCCCUGGAUGACUCCCGGCCCGCGUGACUCAAAGAACCAGCGCAGAAACAGGCCCACUAGUGCCAAGAUGUGGUGGUGUCUUUAACAAUAAAAACCAGAUGUUUUAUCAACAACAGAAAGGAUCGGGGUCCUGUCCAAGUUCACAGUCAAUAUCAAGCCAAACUAAACCACUGGGUUUGGAAUGAGUCUGCUCCCAGGGGGCCAUGCUGCCAGUGUCUUGGUGGCACCUCCAGAGGGUGCCAAGUCUGCACAAGCAGCUGCCCGCGUCCUGCUCCACAGAACCUACCGGAACACCUCCCGGAGCGCUGUGGCCACGGGCAAGUCCCAUCUUGAACUGCUCAAAGUCAAAAUUCUCUUCUAGAGACAAAGGAAUCCCAAGGACUUUUGCAGCCCUGAGCUUUAAACACCCAGGACUGUAUCCAUCUUAACACGUUGCUCUUGGUUAUCUACGUGCAAGAGGUCCGUCCUCACACCAGCUGCAGAGAAGAAAGACAAACCUCUGGUCUAGGAAGCGCCUUCUUAGGAAAUGCAAUAGUUUCUCUUUUUGAAAAUAAGUUUAUACCAAUAGUUUUGUGCUCUAAUUGUUAUUAGAACGUUUCUUAUGAAUGUGUAUUUUUGGUCCCAGAUAUUUUGUUCUCAUUCAUGCAGAAGGUACUAAUGUAAACUCACAUGGCCUUUCAAGCCCUUACUUCCCUUCAAACAGGAGCGCUGCGCAUCCCUCAGCCCCAACCAGGUGUCCAGGGAGCGGCGGAGGGGAGGAGAGAGCGCGCUCGUUUUAGAAACCAAAAGUUCUAAUAGUCACGGUGUUUGUCUGGUCUUAGAGUUCAAGCCUUAGAUGAAAUCAGACAAAAGAAUGUCUUAAAAAUACAUCUCUCCUCUCCCGAGAGACAUUGAAGCUCACAGUGUGUGGAUUGUCCUGGUCUGUCUUUUCUUCCACACGUGGCCCCCAAUACAGACUGGGUUCUGCCCUCUGCUGUCUCGUCCUUUGUGGGAUUCCUUGCAGAGGGAGGAAGGACAGUAACGACCCGAGCCUUUCAAGCUCAUUCUUGUUUUGUAUGGAAAUAAACACGUUGAGUGCACCCAUUUGGGGUCACAAUGCACACUCCAUUCCCUGCCCCCCUCCCUGCUCAGCUGCUUCCA